This is a messenger RNA of Amphimedon queenslandica, 2132 nucleotides long. RefSeq names its product 78 kDa glucose-regulated protein-like. The transcript is spliced from 6 exons. Gene Ontology annotation, molecular function: ATP-dependent protein folding chaperone; ATP binding. The record is from RefSeq and is a predicted model, not a curated record. Lineage: Eukaryota; Metazoa; Porifera; Demospongiae; Haplosclerida; Niphatidae. The coding region runs from base 1 to 1986 and encodes 661 amino acids.
AUGAAGUUACUUUUCAGAAUUUUUCUAGUAGCCAUUUGUCUCCUCCACUCUAUCACUUGUGACGAGAAGAGUGAGAAGAAAGAGGAGACAGGAACUGUAAUUGGAAUAGAUUUAGGGACGACUUACUCAUGUGUUGGUGUAUACAAGAAUGGUCGCGUUGAGAUCAUCGCCAAUGACCAGGGUAACCGUAUCACCCCAUCCUACGUAGCCUUUACUGGCGAGGGAGAGAGACUCAUCGGAGACGCAGCAAAGAACCAACUGACAACAAACCCAGAGAACACUGUGUUUGACGCCAAGAGGUUGAUCGGGCGUUCGUGGAAGGACCCAACUGUCCAGAAGGACAUCAAGUACUGGCCUUUCACGACUAAGAACAGGAAUGAGAAACCUCACGUUGAGAUUGAUGUUAAAGGAGAGAAGAAACUUUUCGCAGCUGAGGAGAUCUCGGCCAUGGUCUUGGUUAAGAUGAAGGAGACAGCUGAAGCUUAUCUUGGUACUCCUGUCACCCAUGCUGUGGUUACUGUCCCUGCUUAUUUCAAUGAUGCUCAGAGACAAGCGACCAAAGACGCCGGAGCCAUUGCUGGACUCAAUGUUAUGAGAAUCAUCAAUGAACCGACAGCGGCUGCAAUUGCUUACGGGCUGGACAAGAAAGAGGGAGAGAAGAACAUUCUUGUGUUUGAUUUGGGAGGAGGAACUUUUGACGUCUCACUCCUCACAAUUGAUAACGGAGUCUUUGAAGUUGUAGCAACCAACGGUGACACUCAUCUUGGUGGUGAGGAUUUCGAUCAGAGAGUGAUGGAGCAUUUCAUAAAGCUAUUCAAAAAGAAACACGGAAAGGAUAUUCGUGGCGACAACAGAGCCGUCCAGAAGCUAAGACGAGAGGUAGAGAAGGCUAAGAGAACCCUCAGCUCACAGCAUCAGACAAGAAUCGAGAUUGAAUCACUUUAUGGAGGAGAGGACUUCUCUGAGACACUCACCAGAGCAAGAUUCGAGGAAUUGAAUAUGGAUUUAUUCAGAUCCACUCUCAAACCAGUACAACAAGUUAUCGAGGACUCUGAAAUCGAAAAAAAUAAAAUCGACGAGAUCGUUCUGGUCGGGGGAUCCACCCGUAUCCCCAAGGUCCAGCAACUCGUCAAGGACUUCUUCAACGGCAAAGAACCAAACCGCGGUAUCAACCCUGACGAGGCCGUGGCUUAUGGAGCUGCCGUUCAAGCCGGUAUCCUAAGCGGAGAAUCUAAUACAGACGGUCUCCUCCUCCUCGACGUUAACCCUCUUACCCUUGGGAUUGAGACAGUGGGCGGAGUCAUGACAAAACUGAUCCCCCGUAACACAGUGAUCCCGACUAAGAAGUCACAGAUAUUCUCAACUGCUUCUGAUAACCAGCCAACCGUAACGAUACAGGUAUUCGAGGGUGAAAGGCCCAUGACGAAAGACAAUCAUCUUCUCGGAAAGUUUGAUCUCAACGGAAUCCCACCUGCUCCAAGGGGGGUACCCCAAAUCGAAGUCACUUUUCAAAUUGAUGAAAACGGUAUCCUAAUCGUGACCGCCGAAGACAAGGGAAGCGGUAAUUCCGAAGCUAUCACCAUCACCAACGACCAGAACAGGCUCACACCCGAAGACAUUGAACGCAUGAUCAACGACGCUGAGAAAUUCGCCGACGAAGACAAGAAAGUGAAAGAUCGGGUCGAGAGCAAGAACGAGCUUGAGAGCUACGCCUACUCGUUAAAGAACCAGCUCAAAGACGAAGAGAAACUCGGAGGAAAGCUAUCGGAAGAAGACAAGACGACAAUCACUGAGGCAGUAGACGCCGCCAUUGAAUGGCUGGACAGUAAUUCGGAGGCCGAGACGGAAGAGUUUAAAUCAAAGAAGGAGGAGCUAGAGGGUGUGGUCAAUCCUAUUAUCACGAAGCUCUAUGGCAACCAGCCCCCGCCCAGCGGAGAGGGAGCAGAUGGAGGUGAUGGAGGAGCAGACGAAAAAGACGAAUUAUAAACUUAGAACAAUUAUUAUUAGUAGUCAAUUAUUGUUUAAUACAUUAUUAUUAUACAUGCAGCCUUUUUAAUUAUUAACUUGGUUGUAAUCUUUAUCAUUCAUUGAUUUAAAAAAAAAAGAAUAACAUUAUCAUGUAUUAGAAAAAA